This is a messenger RNA of Trichogramma pretiosum, 3059 nucleotides long. Its product is annotated as carbohydrate sulfotransferase 4-like. Gene Ontology annotation, molecular function: N-acetylglucosamine 6-O-sulfotransferase activity. The coding region runs from base 1215 to 2516 and encodes 433 amino acids. Gene Ontology annotation, biological process: sulfur compound metabolic process; N-acetylglucosamine metabolic process. The record is from RefSeq and is a predicted model, not a curated record. NCBI's taxonomy places the organism in Eukaryota, Metazoa, Arthropoda, Insecta, Hymenoptera, Trichogrammatidae. The transcript has 9 exons.
UGUGUCGUCCCCACCCCCGUUGAAGAACGAGUCGUCGGCUCGUGCAAAAAAUCCGUAUGCGAAUUCGUAGAGGCGCACAGGAGCAGCCCAGACGAACAUUUGCCUACUGCUACGACUGCUCCUACACAUUAUAUACUGCUCCACGCUGCUCUCUCUCUUUCUCUGCCUCGUGCAGGCCUAUCAGUUUUAUUCGUACACAGUACUGUAAGUCUCGCAGCGUAUAAAGUAAUAAGUUAGCGUGUUGAGAGAGAGAGAGCGAGAGGCACCUUCGCUGCUCAGUAGCAUCUCGCCUUGGCAGUAGUCGGCUACGGUCGAUUCUCUCUCUCUCUUUCUUUUUCUCGCUAUAUAUCCGAGAUUCGCGACUUUCGAGCAGCAGUAGCAGCGAGAGUUUGUGAAAACGUCCGAGCGAGUGUUUUGUCGUUAUACAGUGCCGAGAGUGGUGAGUCAGUGACAGUAGCAGCAGAAGAAGCGGUGGCGGCGGCGGCGCGUGCACGAGUGUUUCGGAGCCGUUGCUAAUUGCGAGGCUGCAGCGAACAACAACAGCACAACGACCAUUUAAACUCGGUGUUCCGUUAACCCAGUGACCUUGGGCGUCCACGAGCCUUUUUGUACGCUCGUGUCCGAGGAGGGAGACGCCGAGUGGAAGAGAUCAUUUUAUCGCAUCUCUUGCCAAUGAUCAGAGCGAGAAGCACCAUUCAUUAGCCGACGCUAUUCGCAGAUCGCCAUUCCAUACGUAUACGCACGACGCAUGGACCGAAUUGCACGAAUGAUCGACGCUUAACCUCAAACGGACUGAUUCGCGACCAGACGACCGAGAACAGAAGGUGAUAAGAUAUAGAGGUGAUCCGACCAUUGAUUCUGCACUCCAAGCCUGUUCAAGAGGGACAAUCGACGCGUCGAUUCGAGUGUGUCGUUUCGGUGAUCGCUUCCGGCUCUCGGCAGCUCGCGGGGGACAGAGAGAUAUGCGCGAUGGAUCUCAAGAGCAAGUACUCGGCCACCAAGCGAGCCAGGAGAAAAAGCCUCUGCUGAGCAGCCAUCGAUGCGCGACCGCCAGUCAAUGAGCAAUGAGCCGCCUACACCUUCAUUAUCAGCCUUCCCUGCGUACUUUUGAAGAUUACGUGCACAGAAAAUCGGCCUUCUUGUAUGCUCGCCGCCGUGGAGUCGAGAUUUAUAGUUGAGCAUCGAUAAGCAAAUGCUCAUAGCGAGACGACGAGAUGUCGCGCCGCAUGACUUUCUACUGUCUGCUGCUCUUCGCGACGCUCUGCAUAUUCUUCCUCGCGAUAAGCCAGAAAUCCAACAACUACAUCGAGCACCGGCUCCAGCCCCUCAUAUCGGAACCGGCGUUAAAUGUACAUUACAAAUAUGAAGAAGCAAUGACUCUACCAACAACUGUCAAAGAUGACGAAGACGAUCCCUUCACGAGCUACAUAAGAGGCAGAGGCUUCAGCAUAGAAAACAUCACCCUUAUGGAGAUCGACGAUGUGGUGGAUCAACAGCGACGCAUCAUCGAGAAAGAAAUGGAAAAUUAUGUGUAUCCAGACGGCAGGUACGGCAACUACGCAAGCAAACUCGAUGAUUUGGUGAUGACGCAAGGUGGAAAUCCAAUCCGCAGCAUCGUACUCACAACCUGGCGAAGCGGAAGUACCUUUCUAGGUGACAUUCUCAACUCGCAUCCAGCCAAUUUUUAUCAUUACGAGCCACUUUUACACUUUGGUAUAAUUCAAAUUCGGGAGCCACCCCUCUCGGACGAAGCCUUAGAUAAUUUGGAGUCCAUGUUUAAAUGUGAUUACUCGAACUUAGAACGCUAUCUUAGUUUUGGUAAAAAUGCCCAUCCAUGGGUCUUCAAUCACAAUACGCAUCUGUGGAAACAGUGCCAACUUCACAAGCGUAUUUGUUGGGAUCAGCGAUUCGUAACCAAAUUUUGUAAACUGUUCCCCUUUCAAUCCAUGAAAGUCGUUAGAUUAAGACUGCAACCAAUGGAAAAGUUUCUUAGUCAAAACGAACUAGGUUUAAAGGUUGUGCUACUCAUUCGUGAUCCUCGAGGAGUUCUUCAGUCACGAAAACAUCGUGAAUGGUGUCCGAAUGAACCCGACUGUUUCGAUCCGACGACAUUGUGCUCCGACAUGGUUUCCGACUACAAUGCUGCAGUUAGAUUUUUAAAACUAUACCCAGAUUCAUUCAGCGUCAUACGUUACGAAGAUCUUUCACUGGAUCCGUUUGCACACACGGACAAGCUUUUCAAGUUCUUCGGGCUUCAUUACCACGAAAACGUCCAACAUUUUCUAGAAACUCACACGAAAACCGAUAUAGGAGGUCUCUCCUCGACCUUUAGAAAUUCAAAAACUGCGCCAUUCCAUUGGCGCACCGAACUCGACUUCGACGAGGUCGACGAGAUUCAGCAAGAGUGCGAUCAGGCCAUGAAACUCUGGGGAUACGCAUUCGCGCGUAACGCCACACACCAAAAAACCUUUGAUCCUGUUACUUCUUGCAAACUUCUUGAUAAUAACAGAGUUUAGCUGUCAAUUUCCGCGUGGUUACUAAACAUUCAUUAUGCCAGAUGGAAUUGUGCUGAGCAGCUAUUUUAUGUUGUUGAUUGAAUAGAUCUGGUAAAUGAUGCAGUGCGAGUAAUUGUACAUACAUAUCUUCGCAUUUGUAAAAACUCGGCCUGCGAUUCAAGAUUAAUUGCGCUUUCUGUGAUUUUUAUAUUUUUAGUAACAUGUUUAAACUUAAGUUCCAACCAUAUAAUUCAUAUUCAUAAGAAACAGUAUUAUUUUAAUAACAGUUUAAAUGUGCAUUACGAACGUCGCACUUACUCAUGCAUAUGUUACAGCUCUCUAUUCAAAUGAAUUUUAAAAAUAUUUAAUAUCAAAAGAAUUGUAUAUACUUUGUACGUAAUUAAGUUUUAUACAUGUUAAGCUGCCAUAAUAUUUAUUAAAUGAAAAGCAGUCGUCCUUUUUAUGAGGAUACGAAUCUAGCAUCACAUUUAACUUUCUCAGGAAAGUUGUGAAUUGUACAUAAUAUUUAAUUUAUACAAUAUCAUAAAAUAAUAUGAUUCGUGA